Vigna umbellata (rice bean) is the source of this 441-nucleotide messenger RNA. NCBI's taxonomy places the organism in Eukaryota, Viridiplantae, Streptophyta, Magnoliopsida, Fabales, Fabaceae. The record is from RefSeq and is a predicted model, not a curated record.
AUGUGCUACGUGGGGAAAGCAACAAAGAUCUUCAUUUUCAUAGUCACGGUGCUCGUUGUUCUGGGUCUGGUUUUGGGAUUGGGGAUCCUACGCCGCCGCCACCACACAACUGCAAAUGAAUGUUCUGAUGGGUCUUGCUCACGUCUACCUCCACAUGCAAUCUCCGCCCCCAAUUUCAAUCCACCAACCCCACCUCCCUCCUUUCAAUACCCCCCUACCCCACCAACCAUUCCGGUUACAAAUCCAACCCCUCCUCCUCCUUCCGACCCCAACCCAUCUUCGCCGCCGCCGCCGCCAAUGCAGCAGUCGCCGCCACCGCCGCCACCUCCGCCGGAGGAAUCUGCCCCUCCAAAUCCUCCAAGUGUGGCGGGGCCACCUAUUAAUACACCUACACCAGGGUCGGCGCUGGUGGCACAAGCUCCUGUGCAUGUUUUUGUGUAG